GGGCUCGGCCUCUACGCAAUGGAAAGGGGGCGCGCCCGACUUAAAGCGGCGCGCUGUCCAGUGUUGGAUGUGUCGCAGAUUUUUAAAAAGUGAGAGAGGAGCACCAGCAGGAGUUUGGAUCGAGCGCACACGGCGCCACUUCACGGCGCGAGCGCGCGCACACAGGACACUUUUAACGGCUUUUACCGUAUUUUUUUUUUUUUUAAUUCCACCACCUCGACACAAACAGGGGAGACCCAGUUUGGGAGUGCGUGCAGAUGGAGCUGUCUUCAAUCGGAGACCAGGUGUUCGCGGUGGAGUCCAUCACCAAAAAGAGAGUCAGGAAGGGUAAUGUGGAGUAUCUUCUAAAAUGGCAGGGUUGGCCCCCAAAGUACAGUACUUGGGAACCAGAGGACAAUAUUUUGGACCCUCGUCUGGUCCUGGCCUAUGAAGAGCAUCAGGAGAAGAUCAGAGCACUGGCCUAUCGGCGGAAAGGUCUCCGACCCAGGAGGCUGGUCCUGCGGAACAUCUUUGCAAUGGAUCUCCGCAGUGCACACAAGAUCCCGGACAAGCCCCCGUCCCGGCUGCGUCUCUCCCUCACCCGUUCCAUGAGCACCGAUGUAGACCACGGCGAGAGGUGCAGCAUGUUUCGCCGGCCAGUGAGGAGGAGGAGCAAGCAGAGUGUGUCCAAACUGGGGCCCGAAGGACCCUCAAACAAUCAUCUGAGGGCCAGGAAGAAGGAGGAGCCUAUGGAGGAUGAUUGGGGCCGCACCAGCGAUGAAGAGAAGCAGGAGUCAGAAAACACCUUAGAGAGACAUGAAGACAGUUUAGAUGGUCAGUCAGAGUGCAGCUCCCAUCCCGCCCUCGAGCGACACGACUUGGAGAUUGAUGUGGAUGAGAAGCUGGACGCCAGCCCAAUUGGAGGGGGUGGGACAUCCGGUGUGGAAAUAUGGCAGAUUUCUGCGGCUGUCGCAUCAGAUGAAGGGACUUCUGAAACUGAAAGGAGCCAAAUAAUAACGUCUGAGCAGUCGGACGGCCUGGGAGGUGGCAGGUUUGUUUUGGGGAGCCCCUGUGAGGUCAAGGAGUUAGAGAUGUCUAGGUUAGAGAGUGAUGUCUGUCAGAGUGAGAGCAGGAGCGACACCCCAGCCUCAGCCCCAGCCAGCAUUCAGAGGACCAACGAGGUGACGGGUGAUGCGUUCACUGUCUGCUCUCCUGCAGAAGCAACACAUGAAGAAGGUGACAAUCAGAGCACGAUAACGUCUGAGCGGUCGGACGGCCCGGGAGGUGGCAGGUUUGAUUUGGGGAGUCCCUGUGAGGUUAAGGAGUUAGAGACGUCUAGGUUGUGUCCCAGGUUAGAGAGUGAUGUCUGUCAGAGUGAGAGCAGGAGCGACGACGCAGCCCCAGCCCCAGCCAGCACUCAGAGGACAAAUGAGGUGACGGUUGAUGCGUUCGCUGUCUGCUCUCCUGAGGAUACAAGAAGUGAAGAAGGUGACAAUCAGAGUGUCGCCACCAUGCUGGCACAUGCUGGCAGUCAGACGGCUCCUGCUGAAGCAGAGGCUCCUGGGAAGGUGAUUGUGACAGAAGUGACUAUUAACUCCCUGACAGUGACUUUUAAAGAAGCAACUGUGGCUGAAGGCUUCUUUAAGGGCUGCUGAACGCUACCUGGGAUGGAAAAUAACCACAAUUACACUUGCCACUCAUUCUGUCCAUGUAAAUAGUUAUAUGUGAGAUAAAAACACGGUUACGGAUCUACACUCAUUUCCUACUGAGUUCAGUGAAGACAUUAUUGCCUUUGAGUAUAGUCAGUGAGUGGUACUUUUAUCAUUGUGGUUCAUUUUGUACUGUAAAGUGCAAGUUGGCAAACGAAUUUUCCCCAAAAUGUGCUUAAAUCACUUUUAAUCCAUUGCGGUCCGGUGAACAUAACUGUAGUGGUGG
This is a messenger RNA of Thalassophryne amazonica, 1914 nucleotides long. It is a transcript of the gene cbx7a, whose product is annotated as chromobox homolog 7a. The coding region runs from base 258 to 1634 and encodes 458 amino acids. NCBI's taxonomy places the organism in Eukaryota, Metazoa, Chordata, Actinopteri, Batrachoidiformes, Batrachoididae. The record is from RefSeq and is a predicted model, not a curated record. Gene Ontology annotation, cellular component: PRC1 complex. The transcript has 6 exons. Gene Ontology annotation, biological process: negative regulation of transcription by RNA polymerase II.